UCCACAUAGCGCCCCCCAUUCAAAAAGUUGACAAUUUUCUAGCGCGCUCAGUCGAAAAUCGUUGCUAAUCGAAGCCAAAAGGCUCUAGUAAAAUUAAGAAAUCAAAUAAAAUUUUAUUGCGAAAUUUUAUUAUUACGAACGAAAAAUAAUAAGCAUAAUAUACUACAUAGAUACAGAUACAAAUAGUUGUACCCCAGGUCGUGGUUAAAGCUCAAUUUGUCAAACAAAAAAAAAAAGGAUAUAUAUAAAGCUAUAGAAGAAAUCAAAAACACAAUGCCCCUACAAGUGACUGAAUCCCCCAAAUGCCCGCGUUGCAGCAAGAGUGUGUACGCCGCUGAGGAGCGUCUGGCUGGCGGCUAUUCAUUCCACAAGAAUUGCUUCAAGUGCUCCAUGUGCAACAAAUCCCUGGACUCGACCAACUGCACAGAGCACGAGCGUGAGCUGUACUGCAAGGUCUGCCAUGGACGGAAAUAUGGACCCAAGGGUUAUGGCUUUGGCACAGGAGCCGGCACACUCUCCAUGGACAAUGGUGCACAGUUCCAGAAUGGCGUUGAGACGGUGAGGAACGGUGCCCGCAUGGAGCCACGUGCCAUUGCCCGGGCACCGGAGGGUGAGGGAUGCCCCCGAUGCGGUGGCUAUGUGUAUGCCGCCGAACAGAUGCUGGCACGUGGUCGCGGCUGGCACAAGGAGUGCUUCAAGUGCGGCACCUGCAAGAAGAGUCUCGACUCCAUGCUGUGCUGUGAGGCUCCAGACAAGAACAUCUACUGCAAGGGCUGCUAUGCCAAGCAGUUUGGACCCAAGGGCUAUGGCUUUGGUCAGGGCGGCGGCACCUUGCAGUCGGAUUGUUAUGCCAAUGAUGAGGGUGCUCCGCAGAUGAGUGCUGCCAUUGAUGUGGGCAAGAUUCAGGCGCGUCCCGGCGAGGGUUGUCCCCGUUGCGGUGGCGCUGUCUUUGCUGCCGAGCAGAAGCUGUCCAAGGGUCGCGAGUGGCACAAGAAGUGCUUCAACUGCAAAGACUGCAAGAAGACGUUGGAUUCGAUCAAUGCCAGCGACGGUCCCGAUGGCGAUGUCUACUGCAAUACUUGCUAUGGCAAGAAGUGGGGACCACAUGGUUAUGGCUUUGCCUGCGGCUCGGGUUUCCUGCAGACCGAUGGCUUAACCGAGGAUCAGAUUAGCGCCAGUCGCCCCUUCAUCAAUCCCGAUACGACAUCGAUCAAGGCACCCGAGGGCGAGGGUUGUCCCCGUUGCGGUGGCGCCGUCUUUGCCGCCGAACAGCAGCUGUCCAAGGGCAAGAUGUGGCACAGGAAGUGCUACAGUUGCACCGACUGCCAUCGUCCCCUGGACUCGGUGCUGGCCUGCGACGGUCCCGAUGGCGAUAUCUACUGCAAGGCCUGCUAUGGCAAGCGUUACGGUCCCAAGGGCUUUGGCUAUGGACAUGCCCCCACGCUGGUCUCCACAAGCGGCGAAUCGACCAUCCAAUAUCCCGACGGUCGUCCCCUCAAUGGUCAACGCACCUCGGGCGGUUGUCCACGUUGCGGAUUCGCUGUGUUUGCCGCCGAACAGAUGAUCAGCAAGAGUCGCAUCUGGCACAAGCGUUGCUUCUACUGCUCCGAUUGCCGCAAGUCCCUCGACUCGACGAACCUCAACGAUGGACCCGAUGGCGACAUCUAUUGCCGAUCCUGCUACAGCCGCAAUUUCGGACCCAAGGGCUGCGGUUAUGGCUUGGGAGCGGGCGCUUUGACAACGUUCUAGAAAUGCAACGAAAAUCAAAUUUAUUUAAAUUAAAAAUUAAUCAACAAUCCAGAAAUGAAACACAAAAAUAGCAAUUGUUCCAAUACAUUUUGUUUAAUCACCCCUCUACCAACUCCAAAAGAAACUAAUCUAUCUUAUCCACAACACUUAGCUAACUUAGUCUUCGGUUUCGGUUUUUCCAACGAUUUUUUGAUGAACGAAAUGUCUUAGGUUAUGUGAGAUAAUAAGCUUUAUGAACAAACAACAAACAAAACACAAAAAAAACCACAAAAGUUUUAUUAAAAAAAAAUAAAAGAAAAUUUACAAAAAACCAAAAAAAAAUUAAUGAAGUUCAAAACUUACGAAACAAAUAAUACGAAAAUUAACCUAUCGAACGCUAAACUUUAACUAACGAAUCAAAGUACCGACAAUGGCAAAGGCAAAAAUACAUAUAAAAAAGAAAUGCACAGACAAAAAAAAAAAUGAGAAAGAAAUGCAGGCUAACAUUGGGUACAGUUGUGCAGCAGCUAAGCUAAUGAUGUGUUAUCGAUUGGCAACUGUACCUGUUGACUAUCAGAGACGGAAGUGAAGAGAGAGCGAGAGAGCUGCUGUUUGUUACUACAAAACACACGUAUAUUGUUUCUUCUUCUUUCGAUUUCGACUUCGAUACCAA
Messenger RNA from Drosophila innubila, 2401 nucleotides. It is a transcript of the gene Mlp84B, whose product is annotated as muscle LIM protein Mlp84B. Gene Ontology annotation, biological process: muscle tissue development; sarcomere organization. Gene Ontology annotation, cellular component: Z disc; cytoplasm; nucleus. Lineage: Eukaryota; Metazoa; Arthropoda; Insecta; Diptera; Drosophilidae. The record is from RefSeq and is a predicted model, not a curated record. The coding region runs from base 274 to 1749 and encodes 491 amino acids. The transcript has 2 exons. Gene Ontology annotation, molecular function: structural constituent of muscle; actinin binding.